AUGAAUUACAUUAGGAAUCUAUUUAGAGUAUUAAAAAUAUUUGAUUGUUUUAGGAAGCCUUUAGAAAACCAAGGUUUUGAAUGGGAUUAUAAAUUCGAAUGGAUUAAAGAUGAAAUUAUAAAGGAGGAGAAAUUCAUAGGAGUUGCUAUCCCCCAAAAAACAGCAGACAUACCAGCCACUACUAAGCAAAGCAAUUUUUAAACUAUAAGAGCUCCCUUACUUAUGCAAUAUUAAUCUAGGUUGUCCUAAUAGGCAUCUUAAGAGAAAAAAAGAAACUCUUCUUAUAGUAAGAAUAAUAAUAAUUUAAACAAAUAAAUGACUGGAUUCCUGGCGCCUAAAAUUAAUACCAAUAAAGAGAGAACUAGAAAAUAUUGA
Paramecium tetraurelia is the source of this 375-nucleotide messenger RNA. RefSeq lists its product as uncharacterized. The transcript has a single exon. Lineage: Eukaryota; Ciliophora; Oligohymenophorea; Peniculida; Parameciidae. The record is from RefSeq and is a predicted model, not a curated record.